UCAUGUUGAGUCUCUGACUCGAUGAUGGAUCUUCAGGAAUCGAUCUUCUUCCUCUGUUUCGUGAUAAUCUCUGCUGCUGCUGAUCCACUGAAGACCCUGACAGCCUCUGCAGGAGGAAACAUCACUCUGCCCCAUGCUGUGAAGGAGAAAGGAUUUCUGUUAUCUGAAAGAAACAAUUUAGCUCAUGUGGACAAGAAGAACCUGUUGGAUAUAUAUGGGGAAAAUUACAAGGACAGACUUCACUGGAACCAGAACACAGGAUGUUUUACUCUCACCAGGCUGCAGAAAAAUGACUCUGGGAUCUAUACAGUUGACUCGAAGGAAGGAAGAGGUGCUUCAGUAGAAUAUAAACUGAUGGUGUACGACUCUGUACAGACUCCUAAUGUCAGCAUAUUGAACAGAAGCUCUGAGAGCUGCUCUCUGAGCUGCUCUGUGGACUCAGCUCAGGAGGACACCACACUCCUGUGGUCCAAAGACCAGGAGAUCCUGAAGAAGAAGCGCUCUGCUGCUUCUCUGUCUCUGACUUUAUUCUACUGGCAGGACCUGGACUCUCCUCUUCAAUGUGUGGCUGAAAACUCUGCAGAGAAUAAAACAGUGUCAGUUGAAGUGAGGACAGUCUGUCCACUGAAACAGAGAGGGAACCCCAACAGCUCCACAGACUCCAGGCAUCAUCUGAUCCUCAUCAUUCUCAUCCCCAUGGUGUGUAGUAUCAUCUUCAUCCUCUGUGUUUCUGCCGUCUGGAGGUUUAGUCGUCAGCAGGAUUCAUCAGCAGGACAGACAGAGAACAACUUACAGGAACCAUCAGAAUAUGGAAACCCCAUCCUGACCUCUGUCUGCUACAAGCCGGCGUUCAACUCUCUGCAGAACAUGAACCUGCAGCUGAAGACAGAGAAGCACAGACAGAGCUGAGUGUUCUGAUCAGCAGCAGGAAAUCAGUCAUGUUUAACGACGGUGGAUCACAGCGGUCCAGUGGUUUCAGUCGUUCUGACUGCUGCCAUUAAUGUUUGUCAGAGCUGCAGUCAGUAAAACAACAUUGAACUUGUGUUGUUAAUCCUUGUGAGACCAGUUUUAUGUGGUUUCAUUCAACUUUCCUCGGUUUACCAACAGCUUGAAAACACCUUUACUUCCUGUAUGUCACCGGUCAGAGGAGCGACGGAGGAAAUGGUGUCAGCAUCUGGCCUCUGAAGAGGAUCAACACUGACUGCUGUUGACAUUGCUGCACCCUGUGAGACUUCCAGUCCUCCAUGAAACCCACCUUUCAUCAUCUCUCCAAUUCAUUGUUCACUUUUUUCUUUUUUUCUUGCAUUACUAUGCUAAUUACUUUCAUAUUCCAUCCUUUAAAACUCCAAAUCAAGAACAAAAAAUUGCUUUUCAUUAAAAAAAUAAAUCACAUUAGAAUAACAAUAUCAGAUGGACGGGUGAUGAUUUCACUUCCGUUUCAUAAUAACUAAUAUUUUAUUCAACACACAUCAUCACCAUGAUGUUUAUUGAUGAGA
Messenger RNA from Salarias fasciatus (jewelled blenny), 1496 nucleotides. RefSeq lists its product as uncharacterized. NCBI's taxonomy places the organism in Eukaryota, Metazoa, Chordata, Actinopteri, Blenniiformes, Blenniidae. The record is from RefSeq and is a predicted model, not a curated record. The transcript is spliced from 5 exons. Gene Ontology annotation, cellular component: membrane. The coding region runs from base 22 to 909 and encodes 295 amino acids.